GCUUCCACGUGAUCCCUUCGGUGUCCAGCAUCGUCCCCGAGAGCUGCCUGCUCAUCGUGGUGGGCCUUUUGGUGGGGGGGCUCAUCAAAGGGGUCGGGGAAGAGCCUCCCAUCCUCAAGUCAGACAUCUUCUUCCUCUGCCUCCUCCCCCCCAUCAUUUUGGACGCGGGCUAUUUCCUCCCUUUGCGGCAGUUCACCGAGAACCUGGGCACCAUCCUCAUCUUCGCCGUGGUGGGGACUCUCUGGAACGCCUUCUUUUUGGGGGGGCUGAUGUACGCCGUGUGCCAGCUCAGCGGCCCCAGCCUGAACCACAUCGGGCUCCUGGCCAACCUGCUCUUUGGCAGCAUCAUCUCGGCCGUGGACCCCGUGGCCGUGCUGGCUGUCUUCGAGGAGAUCCACAUCAACGAGCUGCUCCACAUCUUGGUCUUCGGGGAGUCCCUGCUCAACGACGCCGUCACGGUCGUCCUCUACCACCUCUUUGAGGAGUUUGCCACCUUCGAGCAGGUGACCAUCAUCGAUAUCAUCCUCGGCUUCUUCAGCUUCUUCGUGGUGUCUCUGGGCGGUGUCUUCGUGGGCGUCAUUUACGGGGUGAUCGCCGCCUUCACGUCCCGCUUCACCUCCCACAUCCGAGUCAUCGAGCCCCUCUUCGUCUUCCUCUACAGCUACAUGGCCUACCUCUCAGCUGAGCUCUUCCACCUCUCCGGCAUCAUGGCGCUCAUCGCCUCCGGCGUGGUCAUGCGACCUUACGUGGAAGCCAACAUCUCCCACAAGUCCCACACCACCAUCAAGUAUUUCCUCAAGAUGUGGAGCAGCGUGAGCGAGACCCUCAUCUUCAUCUUCCUGGGUGUCUCCACCGUGGCUGGCCACCACUACUGGAACUGGACCUUCGUCAUCAGCACGCUGCUCUUCUGCCUCAUCGCCAGAGUUCUGGGCGUCCUGGUCCUCACUUGGUUCAUCAACAAGUUCCGAAUCGUGAAGCUGACGCCCAAGGACCAGUUCAUCAUCGCCUACGGGGGCCUGCGGGGAGCCAUCGCCUUCUCCCUCUGUUACCUCCUGGACUACAAGCAUUUUGGCAUGAGGGACAUGUUCCUCACAGCCAUCAUCACAGUUAUCUUCUUCACAGUUUUCGUGCAGGGCAUGACCAUCCGGCCCUUGGUGGACCUGCUGGCUGUCAAGAAGAAGCAAGAGACAAAGCGCUCCAUCAAUGAAGAGAUCCACACGCAGUUCUUGGAUCACCUUCUCACGGGGAUCGAAGAUAUCUGUGGUCACUAUGGGCACCACCACUGGAAGGACAAGCUGAAUCGCUUCAACAAGAAGUACGUGAAGAAGUGCCUGAUCGCGGGGGAGCGCUCCAAGGAGCCCCAGCUCAUCGCCUUCUACCACAAGAUGGAGAUGAAGCAGGCCAUCGAGCUGGUGGAGAGUGGGGGCAUAGGCAAGAUCCCCUCUGCUGUCUCCACCGUCUCCAUCCAGAACAUCAACCCCAAGACCCUCCCUGUGGAGCGUGUCCUUCCAGCCCUGUCCAAGGACAAGGAGGAGGAGAUCCGGAAAAUCCUCCGCAACAACCUGCAGAAGACCCGGCAGAGGUUGCGAUCCUACAACCGGCACACGCUGGUGGCCGACCCCUACGAGGAAGCCUGGAACCAGAUGCUCCUGAGGAGGCAGAAGGCCCGGCAGCUGGAGCAGAAGAUGAACAACUACCUGACGGUGCCAGCUCACAAGCUGGAUUCACCCACCAUGUCCCGGGCUCGCAUAGGCUCAG
Messenger RNA from Merops nubicus (carmine bee-eater), 1758 nucleotides. It is a transcript of the gene SLC9A1, whose product is annotated as solute carrier family 9, subfamily A (NHE1, cation proton antiporter 1), member 1. Gene Ontology annotation, cellular component: membrane. NCBI's taxonomy places the organism in Eukaryota, Metazoa, Chordata, Aves, Coraciiformes, Meropidae. The annotation marks the transcript as partial. The record is from RefSeq and is a predicted model, not a curated record. Gene Ontology annotation, biological process: regulation of pH; sodium ion transport; proton transmembrane transport. The transcript is spliced from 10 exons. Gene Ontology annotation, molecular function: sodium:proton antiporter activity.